AUGAAUAUUUUUGAAGAAGCUAUAGACAUAUCAAGGAUACCCACUGAUAUUAUAUAUAGAUGGAUAAGAGACAAGAUUAUACGAAUUUUAGGCAAUGAAGAUGAUAUAGUCAUAGACUUUUGUGUUAAUCAAUUACUUUAUAAGACAAGAAUCUCUGUUGUAGAUGAAGAGAGACAGAUAACUCCACAAGAAUUUAUCAAAAAUACUGAGGGUUUUUUAAAAGGUGAAACAGAGAACUUUGUUAAAGAUCUAUGGAAAUUUUUAAUAGAAUAUAGUAAAAGGGAGGAGAAUAUAGUAAAUAUUAAUGAUUGUAAAUUAGGAAAUCUUAGAAGUAGUACAAAAUCAUAUAAAAGUGAGGAAAGAUGCAUUAGUAAUAACACAGUGAGACAUGAUCAGAAGAGACGAGUUGAUUAUUCUAAAGAAUUUUAUACUAGAUCUAAUAGACAUAUUGAGGACUCUAAAGAUCAAGAUUGGUACUAUAACCAACAAAACUGCUACCACUCAGAAUACUUGAGAAGCAAUAAGUACAAAUAUUCAAAAGAUAAGAAUUAUUGCAUGAAUAGGGAAUAUAAGGAAGUAUCCAAUAAAUAUUAUGACUAUUCAGAAAGAGAGAGAUCUCCAUAUAGUUAUGAAAAUAUCAGGAGUGAAAAACGACUUAUAAACUUGUCAUAUAAUAAAAGAAAAGGUUCAUUAAGUCGUUCAAUAUCUCCAGAUAAUAUUGACAAUCGUAAGUUACCAAAUCAUAUGUCUAAAAAAAGAAAAUUGCUUUCUUCUGAAGAAUCAUAUGAGAUAAUCAAUCAGCAGAUGGAUAUAACUAUAAAGAAUAGUUUAAAUAUAUGUGAAACUUUUGGUAAAGAAGAUAAAUGCAAUUACUCGGAAUUAAACUUAUAUCAAUAUAUGGAAGAUAUUGACUCUAAUUCAAAAGUGAAGGAGAAAGUAGGGAAUUCCAGUACUCAAGAUGGCAUAUUCAAAGACAUAGAAAAGAACUUAAACGAAUCAAAUAAGAAAAAAACAGACACAGUGAAUAAUUUAAAUGGAACAUGCAAAUUAGAUUCAGAUGGGCUUGUUUCAUCAAGGUUGCUCUCAGAUAGAAGAAAUUUUAUUAUAAACAAUUACGAAGCAACAAGGUCUGAGGAUACGAUUAGUGAACAAGAGAAAUACUUACGUCAAAAAGCUUUGGAGUUAAUUAAACGUAGGAAAAGUGAGGGUAAAGUGAGUAUGAGAUCAAAGUCUGAGGAGGAUUUAAGAAGGCGUGCUUUAGAAAAGUUAAAACAAAAGAUUCCAAAUAUAAGGAGAGCUAAUAUAAACAUUUAG
Molecule: messenger RNA, 1314 nt
Organism: Cryptosporidium muris RN66
Lineage: Eukaryota; Apicomplexa; Conoidasida; Eucoccidiorida; Cryptosporidiidae
Product: PWI domain-containing protein
Exons: 1
Coding region: 1-1314 (437 amino acids)
Biological process (GO): mRNA processing
Source: RefSeq, a predicted model, not a curated record